GCCUCAUCGUGUGUCUUUUACUAAUAAUGAAAGCCCACAGCCCAGUUGCGCCCAUACCAGGCGUUCGAAGCAUUGACAUGCGUAACGCUCUCCCAGCCUCGGCACGAUUCCAUCUUCCUUCCUCGCGUUGAUGAGUUUCUUAAUACCUCAUGGACACCCCAAUGCCUGAGCCUCUGCCUGUGGAAAAACAACAAAUUCGCAUCGUUGUACAAGGUCCCGACGAGAAAUCAAAUACCUCUAGCGUCGUGCAUCAAGCCUCUUCUUUUGUAUGGUCUAUGCCAACUCCAUCAGUGACUUCAAGUCAAUCUUGCGCGAGCCUGAAUGCUUCCCAUCGACCAUCUUCGUCGGAAGGGACGACACUUGCGAGUCGCCCAUAUAGUUCUUCUUCGAGUCCAAAUCCCUCUGGCGCAAGCUUUAAAGAUGCCCCUCCCGAAAUCACUAUCACAGCAUCGGAUGUUAAGAGAAAUGACAGGGGCAGGAUCAUACCUAAACUCACGGCGGAAUUCAAGAUGGGAUUCUACGUGGAGCCCGGGCAGACUGAUUUUGACAAUACACAGGGAUACGGAGAUUGGGCGCCGCAGAUUCAUCCGGAUGGCGCGCUAUAUUACUUCGACUCGAAACGCCGCAUAUACACAGAUGCUGAUCUUUCAGCGGAAGGUGAACUCGAAAUCAUAAAUUACUACGCAGAACGACUACUUCGACAAGCGCGGGAGGUGGCUGGAUUUCCGUGUAACACUUGUGAGCUUGUGCUUGAGAGGAAGGGCAAAUGGGAAUGCGGGUACUACUUUGUGGAACCGGGGAAACGCUGUAUCCUUUGGUUGACAGCUGUCCCGAGUGGUUUAGUAACAAGAAAUCUUGAGAGAGUGCAGUCAUAUUCUCAAAUCAAAUAUGCCAUGGAGGCUGAAUACUGGAUGCACUGCAUGCUUUUCCCCAACAAUUGGUCAUUAACCGCCCUUGUCUUGGCAGAGCUCGAAAAAAUCAUUCUCCACGCCAUAGCUGACAGCAUCACUUCAACCACGUCAGUCAUUCCGUUCGAUCAAGAAGAACUUGCGAAAAUGCUCGAUCUCACGGAUCGCCUCAAAGAUGAAUUGGACGAGCCGUUCCUGCAUGCCAAGUGCAUCGUAGCCCGGUUCAUGGAGAACUUCGCAUUGGCCAAAUUCUUCAAUUUUUGCGGGCAGCCUGGUGCACGUCUGAACUCUGACCAGUCAAUCUUUAGCAAGCAAAGGCCACGGAAUUCCCUGUUCAUUGAGAUAAUAUCCAUAUGUCUCUUCUGGGCACCGUGCGACUACGCGAAAGAGCUCGAGGGCAUCUGGGUGGACAGAGUAAUCAACCGCGUCCUCUGGAGGCAGUUCAUAGCUAAGUUGAAUGAUGAUUGGUCUAGUCUGGCAUUAACUGCAACUGUGGUGCUCAACGCAAAUGUUGCAUUUCUUACGCUUGUUGUUGAUGAUACACUAGCAAGAACAUUCAGUUUUAUCUCGACGAUGACUAGCGUUGGGGUGGUGAUCCUGGGACUCAUACUGGUCCGCCAGAAUCAGAGGAAGGACCAAAAUUCUGCUGAGCAGGCGAACGUACUUUUGACAAGAAUGUCACACCCAGUGUUUAGGACAGAGGUCCUAGCUAUCAUCUAUAGCCUGCCCUAUGCGCUGCUCAUGUGGAGUAUGGUAUUCUUUAUUAUUGCUUUUGCAUGCAUGGUAUUCGGCUCAGCGAAACCGAUUACGCAAAGCGCUUUCAGCGUCGCUGGCGGGCUGGUAUGCGUGUUCGUGUGUUGGACGGUGUGGGCGACACGUGCUACGAGUGAACACAAGGGCCUCACUGGAUCGAAUUAGUAGCCUAUACCCUUUUUAUUUCGCGUUGUACAUUAUUUUAUGUAGGCUAUGGGUGUAAUCUCGAGUGUCUGCUCAAC
Messenger RNA from Suillus clintonianus, 1903 nucleotides. RefSeq lists its product as uncharacterized. The record is from RefSeq and is a predicted model, not a curated record. The transcript is spliced from 14 exons. Lineage: Eukaryota; Fungi; Basidiomycota; Agaricomycetes; Boletales; Suillaceae. Bases 150 to 1826 code for a protein of 558 amino acids.